UUUUAUAAUUUUUGUAUGUCUAUGUUCUUACAAUAACAUAAUACGGAAUGUAAACUAUAUGGUAGUGGGAUAUGGAUAUAAAAAUAAGAUUGAAGUGCCCAGAAUAUUUAAGUUAAUCAACUCUAGCACCGAUAGACCACAACGGUCAUACUGUUCUUUUCCUCUUUUCCACGUGCAUUUCAUUGAACGAAACCACGCGUUGUUCGAUCUGAAGUUGGCUUUGAUAAAUUUGACCAGAAAACAUCGAAAAACUUGUUAAAAUGGCUCAGAAGAAAGCCGUAGCCGCCAAGGGCAAGAAAGCAACGAAUGGAGUGGCAAAGCCUUUGGCCAAACGGGUAACGAAGUCCAUAAAGGUACAGGAAGAGAAGGAGACGGUAGUUGCCGAAUCGCCUUCCAAAAAAUCCAGAAAACAACCUGUAAAAGAGGUGCCGCAGUCCAGUGAAGAGGACGAAUCUGAUGUCGAGGAGCAGAGUGAUGAGCAGGCAGAGGCCGAUAGUGACUUUGAGACCGAAGAGGCAGCUGAUUUCAUUGAGGACGAGGCUGAGGAAGAUGAAGAAGACAAUAGUGACGAAGAGGAAGGUGAUGAUGAGUUGGAGCCUGGUGAGGUUUCCAAAAUCGAAGGCACGGAUGAGGUCGAAGACUCAGACGGUGAUGAUGAAGCGCCCGUAGAAAAACCAGUUUCCAAGAAAUCUGAAGUGUCGGAGGAAACAAGCGGAAUUCCAAAAGUUAAAGUUGGCAAAAUUCCCCCGGGAACGCCUCAAAACCAGAUAAUUUUUGUCAAUAACCUUCCUGCCGAAUAUCUCCACAAGGACUUGGUCGCAUUGUUUGCCAAGUUCGGACCACUUUCCGCUUUGCAGCGUUUCACUAAUAUGAAUGGCAAUAAUUCAGUUUUAAUUGCCUUUGGUACGUCAGAUGGAGCGGAAGCUGUUCUGCAGGCCAAGCCUAAAGCGUUAACCCUUGGAGACCAUGUUCUGUCUGUGUCCCAGCCGAGAAAUAAGGAAGAGAACAAUGAACGCACCGUGGUGGUUGGCCUGAUUGGACCCAAUGUUACCAAGGAGGACUUAAAGACCUUUUUUGAGAAGGUAGCUCCCGUGGAGGCGGUGACUUUUUCCGCUAACCGCCUAAACCCCAAAGCUUUUGUACGUUUGGCAUCGGUCGAUGACAUACCGAAGGUUCUUAAACUGCACAGCACUGAGCUGUUUUCUCGCUUUAUAACGGUUCGCCGGCCCUUGCAACAACAAUCGAUUUCAAGGACCAGUGAGCUUACACUGGUUGUCGAAAAUGUUGGCAAACACGAGUCUUACAGCUCCGACACUUUAGAAAAGAUAUUCAAAAAAUUUGGUGAUGUUGAAGAAAUUGACGUUGUAUGCAGCAAGGGAGUUUUAGCUUUUGUCACGUUCAAGCAGUCAGAUGCGGCCACAAAGGCUUUAGCCCAACUCGACGGAAAGACUGUUAAUAAGGUUGAGUGGAAGGUUCACCGAUUCGUACGCAGCAGCUCGGGGAGGGCCAUUCUUGUGACGAACUUGACUUCAGGUGCCACUGAAGCCGACCUGCGGAAAGUGUUCAACGAGAGCGGCGAAAUCGAGAGUAUCAAAAUGCUGGGCCAAAAAGCGGUAGUAAAGUUCAAAGACGAUGACGGUUUCUGCAAAUCAUUCUUGGCUAAUGAAAGCAUUGUAAACAACGCCCCUAUUUUUAUCGAGCCAAACUCUCUGCUGAAGCAUAGAUUGUUAAGGAAACGCUUAGCUAGUGGCCAUGCCCACGGCCCUCGCAAGUUUCAAAAGGACGCCAAGCCCAACUUUGGCAAAAAACCAUUUAAGAAACGCCCGGCACAGGAGAAUAAUGGCAAAUCGUUUGCGAAAAGGGCAAGAUUUUAGAACUUGGAUACCUAAUCAGAAUUAGUUUUAAGUUGCGCAGUACCAUUAAUACGGACACAGCCCCGAUAAUUCCAUACAGCCUGAUGUAAUGGACUUAGUUGAUAAGAGAUACUCCAUUAAAUUUUACCGGAGAAAUGCCGUAUUUAAAACAGAUGUCGAUUUUUAUAAGCAUCGGACACGAAACUAAAUAAAAAUAAAUCAACACUGAAAAAA
Drosophila erecta is the source of this 2087-nucleotide messenger RNA. RefSeq names its product DNA-binding protein modulo. NCBI's taxonomy places the organism in Eukaryota, Metazoa, Arthropoda, Insecta, Diptera, Drosophilidae. Gene Ontology annotation, cellular component: ribonucleoprotein complex. The record is from RefSeq and is a predicted model, not a curated record. Gene Ontology annotation, molecular function: RNA binding. The transcript has 4 exons. The coding region runs from base 261 to 1874 and encodes 537 amino acids.